AUGAGCCGCCAGAUCCUUUCCCGCCCGACGAACCUCCAGCCUCCGCCUUUCGGGGUGACGACGCUCUCGAUUUCAGAUUCCCCUUACCUUCACUACCUGAAACCUCUUCGGGGAAUUCCACAAAAUGUCAUGGGAUUUGUUCACCAACGGCACCAAGCCCCGCCAGCAUCAGCAAGCUGGAAGCGCUAG
Messenger RNA from Podospora pseudocomata, 189 nucleotides. RefSeq lists its product as uncharacterized. The transcript is spliced from 3 exons. Lineage: Eukaryota; Fungi; Ascomycota; Sordariomycetes; Sordariales; Podosporaceae. Bases 1 to 189 code for a protein of 62 amino acids. The record is from RefSeq and is a predicted model, not a curated record.